AUGGACGCGAAUUCAGCGGAAGUGUUGCAAGGUAUGUCACUGGGUGAGGAUAAAUCUAUCAUCAUUCCUGGCGAUGAUGAUUUUUGUGCGAUGGAGAGUGGAGGACGAAGCAUAUUAGGGCGUCUGUUGAAUCCAAAGCGCCGGAACAUGGGUAGGAUGCUCAGAACGAUGCCAAAACUCUGGAAAGUUUAUGACCCUGUGAGAGGUAUUGCACUAACUAAAGAAAGAUUCCAUUUCAUAUUUGAGCUGGAGACUGAUAUUCAGAUGGUUCUCAAGAAAAGAUUCUGGACGUUUGAUGAUUGGGGGAUGGCGAUGGAACAGUGGGUUGAAACUUCUCCUCCAAACUACCUUGAGACAGCUGCAAUCCGGGUGAGGCUUCGCAACCUUCGGGGUAACUAUCUCACAUUGAAGACUAUUGAUGCUAUUGCUGAUGGAAUAGGACAUGUUAAGGUCACUGAAUUUGAUUGGGAGAAGCCACUGCUACAGGAUUACGUCAGGGUCCAAGUUGUGAUAGAUCUUAAUCAACCUAUAGGGGAUAAGAAAUCUGUGACACUACCAAGAGGUAGAGUUGAAUAUGUGGAUGUGGAAUAUGAGAGGAUCAAGAAGAAGUCUUAUCAUUGCCUACGCUUAUCUCAUGAAAAACAAAGGUGUCCUCUGCUCCAAGGAUCACAAAAUAAAGGGAAAGGAAUAGUGAUGCCUAAUACUGCAGUAGCUCCGCAGGCCACUGAAACUAAACAACAUCAUGUUAAUCUUGUUGACAAACUUAUGCCGCUCCUUGCUCCAUCAAUACCACCGAGGUUUGAGCCUUCUUCUUUAGUGGUGGAGCCCGAAGUCUUUGAACAUAUGAGGAUAUACAUGAAUUGCGCUGAUCCAGAAGAGAGGAGUAUCAAGGAAGAACGUAUGAGAAAUACUCUCCAGGAAUUAUCGACGGAUCCUAUUGGACAAAGGUCUUGUCUGAAGUUGGAAGGAGCUCCAGUACUUUCGAAGGAAAUGAAUAAAGACAGAGGAAGGGUGUUUGAUUUCAGCAGAGUGCAAUAUGAGGUUGCCCCUGAUAUGUCUGAAUCAUCUUCUCGCAGACUAGCUGGGAAAAAGAAGCUAAUGAAAAGCAGGGAGACAACGAAAACAUUGAGAAGAGUGGUAGAAGAGAUGAAGGUUAUAUGA
Molecule: messenger RNA, 1161 nt
Organism: Raphanus sativus (radish)
Lineage: Eukaryota; Viridiplantae; Streptophyta; Magnoliopsida; Brassicales; Brassicaceae
Exons: 1
Coding region: 1-1161 (386 amino acids)
Source: RefSeq, a predicted model, not a curated record